AAGGAGGAGAUCUUGAUGCCUCAAAAGCAGCCACAAAAUCUCCACCCAGACUUUCAAGGAAACACCCAUUUGUUGAUCUUUCUUCCUUCAUUUCUCAUCUCCUCCUCCUUCUCUCACCCCUCCUUCUUCUCUCACCAUUGACAAACCACUAUAUAUAAGUAUUGCCAUGGUGUUAAAAUACUACAACUCAACCCAACUCAACCAUCUAACAAAAAUCCACAACACAGAUAAACAAAAUUAUCACUUCCCUCUCUCACAAUCUUCACUUUCAGGCAGCAAAUCCAGCAUUUCAAGGCACAAAAUCAAAUGGGUUUCAAUUCAAACAACAAUCAGAACUUGUUGUCUAAGAUAGCAACAAACGAUGGGCAUGGUGAAAACUCUCCCUAUUUUGAUGGUUGGAAGGCGUACGAUAGCAAUCCAUACCAUCCUACCCAGAACCCAACUGGGGUUAUUCAGAUGGGUCUUGCAGAAAACGAGCUUUGCUUUGAUUUGAUUAAAGAAUGGGUUGUGAAUAACCCCAAAGCCUCUAUUUUCACUGCUGAAGGGGCAAAUGAAUUCAAAGGCAUUGCUGUGUAUCAGGAUUAUCAUGGCUUGCCAGAGUUCAGAAAGGGUGUGGCCAAGUUUAUGGGAAAAGUGAGAGGAGAUAGAGUGACAUUUGACCUAGAUCGCAUUGUCAUGAGCGGUGGAGCUACUGGAGCUCAUGAAAUGUUGGCCUUCUGUUUAGCUGAUCCUGGUGAAGCAUUCUUGGUACCGACACCAUAUUAUGCAGGAAGGUGGGGCAGGUUGGCCCAGUGGUUAAAGCGUUGCUUGGGUUGUGUGGGUAGAGCGCACGGCCAGGUUCGAUUCUCUACUAGGUGAGUGCAUGUAGUAGUUUGCAAAAGGGUGUCCGGCUUCCUACCGGCUACAUACCCCUCAAGAUUAGUCCUGACUUCCUUUAAAUUAGAGGGGUUGAGAAUACUUGAGUUAUCAAAAAAGAAAAAAAAAAUACUAGGUGCACAGAAAAAAGAUUCACAGACGUGUGCAUGGAACAA
This is a messenger RNA of Camellia sinensis, 1031 nucleotides long. NCBI's taxonomy places the organism in Eukaryota, Viridiplantae, Streptophyta, Magnoliopsida, Ericales, Theaceae. The record is from RefSeq and is a predicted model, not a curated record.